CCGCGCGCGCCGACGGGGAGCGCUUUGCGCCCUGCACCGGGGCGGCCGGAUAAGAUGGCGGCGGCGGCGGCGGCCGGGCGAUGCCUGUGGCGAGUGCUGGCGCCGCGUCGCGGGGCGGCCGCCCCCGGACUCCGGCCGUGCCUCCCGCCGCCCGGCAGACCCUACGCUGCUGCUGCCACCGCCGCCAAAGCGGCGAAGAAAAGUUCACAGAAGACUAAGCAGGAAGAAACAAAAAAGAAAAAGAGACUCAUUAGACAGCCACUGAUGAGUAAGCCAGUAGAUGAUGUAUACCUAACAUGGUGUUACGAGCGGCCAUCCUAUGAUGCAGAAGUGGCUGUAGGUAUGCUAAAGAAAUUUCAGGAACUGGACUUCACUUACCCAAGGCAGUAUGUGUAUGUUAACAUAACUCUGGAUAUGGCAUUACAGAAGAAGAAAAAAGUGGAUCCAUUUGCAAGCGUUGUUCUUCUUCCAUAUCGUUUUACAGAUGACAUGAAUAAAGUCUUGGUUUUCACAGAGAACAAGGAAGAAGCUGAAAUAGCCCAACAGAAUGGAGCUUCCAUUGUGGGAGGAGUUGAAUUAAUCAAAUGGAUUUUGGAAGAUGAAAUAAAAAUGGACUUCUACGUAGCUGUCCCUGAAAUAAUGCCUAAAUUAAUACCACUGAAGAGCAAACUAAGAAGAAAAUACCCGAGUGCAAGAAGAAAUUCUAUGGGUCGUGAUAUUCCCAAAAUGCUGCAGCUCUUUAAAGAAGGCCUUGAGUAUGCAGUGGAAGAUGAGCAUCUAAUCAAAACAAGAAUAGCAAGACUGGAUAUGCCUACUGAGCAGAUAGUUGCCAAUCUAAAUGCAAUUAUCCAGGACAUCUGCACAUUCAAGCCAUCAAGCUAUGGUCCUUUUGUGCAAAAGCUGGUUAUUCGAUCUUCAACCAGUGAAGGUUUGCUUCUGAACCUUGAUGGACUUCUUCCUCAGGUAGAGAAAGAAGAAGAAAAAGACGAAGAAGAGAAAAACCCAGAAGAUGAAUAACAUGUCCAAAAACUUGUUAGUAUGUAAUGUUUUCCCUUGCCGAUUAUUAUCAGGCAUGGGAAAGCAAGUGAUGUAAUGCAAAUCUUACCCUGUGAAAAGAAAAAAUAAAUCAAAUUGAUUUUUUUUUAAAAAAAAAUCCAUGUAACAAGAAACAAUGUCGCCAAUGGGAGUAUCAUGUCAAACCUGAAGAUACUUAACACUUCCUCUGGAAGCUAAAAGCUCCCCACUUUGUGGGGGAUUUUCUUUGCAUGUAAUGUAGUUUAUACUCAAUAAGUAGUAUUGUAAAUUCUUAAUUAUUCUCAUCCAAUUCCCAUAGAUGCAGAUGAAAAGCUAGCAGCUGUUAUAGAUAUAAUUUUGGGCUUUCUGCUCUGAAAUAGCAGAAUGUUCGGUGUGUCUGUCUACUUGACUCAGUCUGCAGCAAGAACUAAUGUAGUCUCUUGUGGCAAACUGUCUAAAAAAACUCUUGAACAGAACUGAUUUAGAUGGUACUUACCAUUCAGUUUCCUGAGAUGUGACUCCCUUUGAGUUGGUGAGAGUCAUAUCUGCAUGGUAUAAUGCUUGUGUAAUCUCAUUUUCUUUUGACUUGAUCUAAAUGCAAAGAUGCUAGAGAGGUCAGCUGGUACAUCAAGGCUACUUGGAGCUUCUGUGUUCAGGAUAGUCAUUGCAAUUUAACUGCAACAACUGAGUUUUUCCUAAUGGAUUGUCCUCUGAGAGGAGUGAUCGUAUAUACUAUAUCUUGAAAAUAAAACUAUUUCAUCUAUGUAUAACUGAUAUUAUGCUCCUCAGGAAGUUCAGUUAGUGGGUUGCUUUCCUUUAAAAUUUAAGAUUUUAAUGUUAGUGUUAAACCUGAGUAAAACUUCAAAGUGUGCGUGUUUUGUAUCUGCUAGAGGUUCCUUUUGGGCUUGUAAAUAACUGGUUGGGCUAACUGGAUGUGUUUUGAGGAGCUUCACAACAGGCAGCAGGAGGUUUUGUUUCAUACAGGUUCUUCAUGGAGGAAGACACCUAUGCCAUGUGCCCUGUGAUGAGACUUUACCUAAAAGUGUUGAUGGACACCUUACGUGGAUUACGUGUGUUAUCAGGGGGAUGAAGGGCAUGUAUGAAGAGGAGCAGUGAUUAGCUGGAAGCUGUAGAGAUACAGUGCUGUGCUAGACUCUUCAUCUCAGAAGUGUAUGGUACUUUAUACACCUGGCCAGAGAACUGAUAUAUCAGUGGCUGGAUAGAAGCUCCCAACGCCUUCCUAGGAGUGUAUGGAAGAAGGCUGCAGGGCUGGCUGUUGCACACCUGCUUCACCUGCUCCUUUGACUCUCUGUAGCUAUAAACACCCUCUAGACUUGGUUCAAAAUCUUGAAUGCCUAGACAUUGUAAUUGAAAUAGAAGUAUCUCUUAGUACAGCUUGAUGUAAGUGGUAGAUUUUCAAUAAAUGAAUGAAACUUUCUUGGGGAUUGAGCUCUUAAGCAUAUUAGGCUAAAGUUAGCAGUGUUUGAACUUUUUUUUUUUGGUGCGGUUAACUUUUGUUCUUUAGGACCAGUUGGUGUGAGUCAAACCAACUAAAAUAACAAACUUUCUUACAACAGCCAAUAAUGAAUAUGCUUGUAGUAUAGUCUUAACCAUUUGGGCUGAUUUAAUUCAGUUUGGGUAGUAACUGCUGUGGCUUUUAAUCUGCCUUGUUUCUCUCCAGCAUAGUUGUUGUAUGUAAACUGGAGACUAGCAUAAAUAUUCGUGCAACUCCUAGCUGGUUGCCUAAAAAUGGGUAUUUCCCUGUCUGCUUGCAGAAUUUGUUCCCCAGCAUUCUCUGUGCUGCUUCCAGCAGGUGGUGGUCUUCGUCUUCUCUGUGCGUGGAGAGUUUCUUGUGCUGCUUUUCAUAUGCUAUUGCUAAACAUAAACCGGUAGAACUGAAGCCAGAAAUUUAAGAAGGUUCUAAAAAGGAUUGCUAUUUACAAAGAUGAGAUUAUCCAGAUCGAGAGAGAUGACUUGCAUUGGGUAUUUAAAUCAUUCCUAUUAUUGGAGAUGAGGCUCUUUGGAGGAGGAGAUUACCAGUAUCAGUCUACUUAGAAGUUUUUGCACCUCCGUCUGAAGCAUUUGGCUGCAGUUGGUCACAGUGCUUGACAACUUGCUGUUAGACCACUGCUAUGUUUUUUAAACUAUGUGGAGUACUUACCUUUUAAGGGCUAGAUCUCAAAAUUUACUUAAGGUAAAAGGAGACUUCACAGUGACUUCAGUAGAUAUCCAGUAUGUGUGUGGGGGGAAGUGUCAGUAUGGCUAUUUGAAUAACCAUAUAUAUAACAGCUUUUGACUGUAGGCUAUUCUUGCAUGCCUAGUAGAAAGAAGAAUGUUAAACCUAUGUUUAUUGAAGUGAAGGGCUGAUGUGACUGGCAAAAAUACUGUUAGAUUAGGAGUAGUUAGCUGACCUAAACAUCCAAAUUAUUUCGGUCUAAUUCUAAUUAUAGCACCACUUGAAGUGUUGAGAAAGGGAAGAUAACUUUGUUGCCUAUUCCUACAAAAAUGCUUGUAUCUCUGAUUUACUGAGAUACAGAUGAGGAAAUUGAUAAUUUCAGUAACUUGUAAUUACCCUGAGUAUCAAAGUUUUUCUCCCUGUUCUGUAAAAAUCACAGCAAGUUGUUGGGUAGUGUUUCAGGUUGUGAAUGCUGUUCUCUGUUCAUCUCUGGCCUGUAGCACCAGGCAUAUUUAGUAGACAGGAGAGGAUACAUAAUCAAAAAGGAUGUUUUUGUGAUGGCUUUGAACUAUUCCAGUCUUUGGGGGGUUUUGUUUGGUUCCCCUGCCCCCAACAAAGAACCACCCCCCCCAACCAAAACACACACCAACCCAGCUAGCUGGACUGAGUAUUGACUCUGCCUGGCAACUCCAGUCAAGGCCAGUCUAGAGGGGGAAUGCAGUGCGUGGUCUGCAACAAAGCACUUUAUUAUGUGAAGUGUUAUGUAAGUGAUUUUAUCCAGUGGGGGAAAAAAAAAACUAAUCAUUUUCCACAGGUUCCUGAUGCUAUGUCUAGCUUCACUAGCUCAAGUACAGUAUCUUUAACAGGUAGACCAUUUAACUUGUGCAUCUUUGUUACAUGUGCUGAGGCUGUGUGCUUGUGUGAGUAGAAAACAUCGAGCUGUGGUAGGCAUAACUUUUUUGAGGAUUGUCUUAAGUUUUAGGUAUUCAAGUUUCUCAUGCAUUGCAAGUAGGGGAUUAACACACUGUAUUUUUAGCAAAAAGGCUGUUUGACACGAAGAUCACUUCACCCUUGCAAAGAAUGUUUUGUGCCUGCAGGUAAGCAAGGAUGUUUUUAUUAUUGAUGAAUUAUGUAUAGAAGUAAUAUUAUGAGAUAACAUGAUACAUAGUAUAUGUUAUUCCUGACCCCAAAAGGAACAAGAUGAAAGUAAGAUCUGUUGGUCUAGAAAAAUAAGUUUGAUAUUAACUCCAUAGAUUCCUUGGCUUCUGCUUUAAUCUUUCUUUACCUCCUACAGAGAUUUUACUAUCUAAAAUGCUAGAAGGUAAGAGUCCUUUGCAAGAUGGGCAUUUAAGAAGUGAUGCUUAAAUGUAAAUAUUCAGGCAAAUUUAAAAUCAAGAUUUUAAAGGUGAAAUACUAUAUAUUUCUGCAGAAAUACUUGAUUUUUAAAGCUCAGACACUGGCAAUUCUGUAAAUUUGUAAAUCUUUGUAGAUCAGGUGAGCAAAAAUUGCAAGUGCAAAUGCAACUAAAACUUAAGCAUAAUCCUACAGUUUUUAGUACAGGUUAGUAAAUCAAUAUAGCAGUAAUGCCUCUGGCCUGUGUAAUACUAAAACAGCAUUAUAUGAUGUUUAUGCACAUAAUGUUUGUAUCCUGAAAUGCUUGAUGGACAUGGAGAGGUAAGAGGAAGAAUAUGUAUGAUUAUUCCUGUUUAAUAAGCUUAGUCCUAAAACAUGCAGAAUAGGGAUUGUACAUGUGGUCUUUGUGUCAAAAUAUCUUAGAAACUAGUUCUAAUUAUUAGAAUAAGCAUAACUAAAAGGGUAUUGGUUGCUUCUGGAAAUAAAUACUGGUGUACUCUUUGUCAAA
Messenger RNA from Rhea pennata, 5051 nucleotides. It is a transcript of the gene MRPL1, whose product is annotated as mitochondrial ribosomal protein L1. The record is from RefSeq and is a predicted model, not a curated record. The transcript is spliced from 9 exons. NCBI's taxonomy places the organism in Eukaryota, Metazoa, Chordata, Aves, Rheiformes, Rheidae. The coding region runs from base 55 to 1017 and encodes 320 amino acids.